AUGUCCCUCCGCGAGCACGCACUGUCCCUCUUCCGCAGCGCGGUGGGCACCGUCCGGCCGGCUCCGAUGCUGAAGAGGGCUGUGAAGCUCCAGGGAGACGGGUGCCCUCAGCUGCUGGUGAAGGGCCAGGCCUUUCCAGUGAAGAGGGACCUGUACCUGGUGGGUUUCGGCAAAGCUGUGCUGGGGAUGGCCGCGGCAGCAGAAGAGAUCCUGGGAGACCACCUCGUUCGGGGGAUCAUCAAUGUGCCACUAGGCAUCCAGGAGAGCCUGCAGCGAGCAGGAAUGCAGGAGAUGCUGCUGAAGCCACAGAGCAAAAUCCAGGUCAUCGAAGGUGCCAAGAACAACCUCCCGGACCCAGAGGCUCUGAAGGGAGCAGUUGCCAUCCGGGAGCUGGCUGAGGGUCUGACUGCGGACGACCUGCUCCUUGUGCUCAUCUCAGGGGGUGGAUCAGCCCUACUGCCUGCUCCCAUCCCUCCCAUCCUCCUCAAAGAGAAGGAGAAACUCACAAGGACACUGGCUUCCCGAGGAGCUGCCAUACAGGAGCUGAAUAUUGUCCGGAAGACUCUGUCCUUGCUGAAGGGUGGAGGGCUGGCCCAGCUCGCAUAUCCCGCACAGGUGGUGAGCCUCAUCCUUUCUGAUGUGACUGGUGACCCCCUGGACAUCAUAGCGAGUGGGCCCACUGCUGCCAGCUCCCACAGUGUCCAAGACUGCCUUCAGAUACUCGCCAAAUACAACCUGCUGCUCAACCUGCCCGAGUCAGUGGCAACGGUCCUGUCCAGCUCUCCCACCAAGCCCACUGCUCCGGAAGACUAUUCCCAUGUUUGCAACAUCAUCAUCGGGUCAAAUACGCUGGCUUUAGAUGAGGCCAAACGCCAAGCCGAGGGUCUGGGCUACGCAACCCUGAUUCUGAGCGCAGCAAUCUGCGGGGAAGUCAGCCGUGUCGCCAUGCUGUACUGCCAGCUGAUCCGGCUGGUCUGCCUGGGCUUCGCCGGCCUCGGAGAAGGGCCCCUGAGUGACAGGGUGAAGGGGAACCUCCUGCAGCUGGCGGCAGAGCUAGAGAUCCCGGGUUUGAACCUUGCCGAGUUUCUACAGGCCCUGCGAGGACUAGGGCCUGAAAGACCAGUCUGCAUCCUGGCCGGCGGAGAAACCACUGUUCAGCUUCAAGGAACGGGCAAGGGAGGGAGGAACCAGGAGCUGGCCCUGCGCGUGGGGCUGGGGCUGCACAGGGCACAGGCCAUGGAGACCAGCAGCCCCCCGGGGAGGUGUGAGAUCAUCUUCCUCAGCGGGGGAACGGACGGGCAGGAUGGGCCGACGGAGGCGGCAGGGGCCUUCUGCAGCCCGGAGCUGGUGGACGAGGCGCUGCAGGAGGGCCUCGAUGUGGAGGCCUUUCUCAGCAACAACGACUCCUAUACAUUCUUCAGCCGGUUCCAAGGUGGGCAUCACCUCCUGGUGACAGGCUUGACAGGCACCAAUGUCAUGGACAUCCAGGCCAUUUUAAUUAGAGCCACAGAGACAUCAUGAGAGCUCCCUCUGCAGAUAUCCAGAUGCAUUUAAUUAGGACCAGGGGUAAAUGAAGGCAUCAACACUGCAGACAAAU
This is a messenger RNA of Gymnogyps californianus (California condor), 1597 nucleotides long. RefSeq names its product glycerate kinase (gene GLYCTK). The coding region runs from base 1 to 1521 and encodes 506 amino acids. The transcript has 4 exons. Gene Ontology annotation, cellular component: cytoplasm. The record is from RefSeq and is a predicted model, not a curated record. Gene Ontology annotation, biological process: protein phosphorylation. Gene Ontology annotation, molecular function: glycerate kinase activity. Lineage: Eukaryota; Metazoa; Chordata; Aves; Accipitriformes; Cathartidae.